AUGGAGAGACCAUACUGGUCUGUCUUAUUUGGUAAUCUUGAUUCAAUCAUUUUCGACCGUGUUACGAAGAUGCUGAAGAUGAAGACUGUGACAUACAAAGAUGUUAGGAUCAAAUAUGCGUGGUUGGCACUCGUCUCUGGUGGUAGAUUGGCGUUUAACAUGACAAUGAGCAGUGUUAAAGCAAGAAAUGAGAUUGAGCUAUCUCAAAACACACUUGCGAUUAAAGGCUUUACUUUUGCAUUACUGUUGGUCCUUGUCAUAACUAUACUUGCUCUGGUUGUGUAUGUGCUUCCUGGUGGGGUUGUGUCAUCUGAUUCGGAAACUGAGGGGGACAAUGAUGCUGACAAUGAGACAGAAAAUGAUGUUAAUAAAGAUGAAGCUGGUCCGAAAAUGAGGGUUCCACCUAUCCACGUUAGGUUAUUGUGUGAGUCUGACAAUGUUGAGGUUGAGUGUAUCAUAUCAGGAGAACCUGAUGGCCCGUUGGAUGUAACCUGGGAUGUGGAUGUGGCUGAGGAAACGGUUGACACAUUAGUUGAAUUGAUCAAUAAAAAUCACGAAAAACAUUUUAUCUGGUGGGCUAACUCGUGA
This is a messenger RNA of Arabis nemorensis, 588 nucleotides long. The record is from the annotation of a GenBank genome assembly. Lineage: Eukaryota; Viridiplantae; Streptophyta; Magnoliopsida; Brassicales; Brassicaceae.